AUGGCAAAUCACUAUGAAAUCCCUGACUGGGCUGGGAAGCCUCCAGUUGGUUUGCAUCUUGAUGUUCUCAAAGGGGACAAACUCAUUCAGAAGCUGAUGAUUGAUGAGAAAAAGUGUUACCUCUUUGGUCGAAAUCCACAUCUUAAUGAUUUUUGUAUUGACCAUGCAUCUUGUUCUCGUGUUCAUGCCACCCUUGUGUAUCACAAAAAUCUGGAUCGUGCCUUUCUUGUUGAUCUGGAUAGCACCCAUGGCACAUUCAUUGGACAUGUGCGACUUGAGCCAAAAAAGCCUACCCCUCUCCCAAUUGAUAGCCAAUUCCAUUUUGGAGCGUCGUCUCGCCUGUACAUUCUAAGGGCCCGGCCACAGACAGCACAGAAACCCAUUAUGGAAGAAUUGGAGAGGUCUUCUGAGGAAGCUCAUGGGGAUCUCUUGGGACUCCCAGAAACUGAGAUGGAGUUGGAUAACUUGACAGAAUUCAAUACAGCACAUAAUCGGCGAAUUACAAUGCUCCGACUUGAAGAAGACCUUCAGAAAGUGCGGAAGCGUAAGAACAAAUUUGUGACUUUCAAUGAUGAGGAAGAGGUUAUCAAUCCAGAAGAUUUGGAUCCAAAUGUGGGACGCUUCCGAAAUUUGGUGCAGACGACCGUGAUACCAUUGAAGAAGAUGAAGGGUGAUGGAUUGACUGCAGAGAGUGGAAUGAAGGCCUUAGGUACACAUCCACACCAUCGACCACUAACAUCGCCAUCAUCUGGGGGUUUGUAUCAUGAUAUCCCUCCUGCCUCCCAUAGCACUUCCCUUGGUCUCUUUACUAGUGCCCUUGGUGCAAAACUUGGCCUUCCAUUACCUAACCCUGCCCCUGAUGUGGAAAUAGAUCUCACCCCAGCACCUCAGAUUUCAGCCAUGCUACCUGAAAUGCCUGUUGUUGGGGAAGAGGAACCACGGAAAAAGAAAUAUGCAAAGGAGGCUUGGCCUGGAAAGAAGUCAAUGCCAGCUUUACUAUAA
Messenger RNA from Darwinula stevensoni, 1002 nucleotides. The record is from the annotation of a GenBank genome assembly. Lineage: Eukaryota; Metazoa; Arthropoda; Ostracoda; Podocopida; Darwinulidae.